UAUGGUUUUUUUUUUCUUUUCUCUGCGAACGACAGCACCCAUCUCUCUCUCCCGAUUCUUUCAUUUUCGCAAAAUAAAAAAAAAAUUGUUUUUAAUUAAAAAUUCAAUAAAACGAGAGAAAAAACGACGCCCGAAAUUUUUUACUUCAAAACCCUAGGGCUUUCAAUCUCUAGGGUUUCACUCGAUUUUUAGUUUUGUUAAUUCCUGUUAUUUUAUAAUUUAUUUCUUCCAUGGAUACCGAGGAAGAAGAGCCUCACCAUGUCCCUAAUGUUGAUUCUUCUGUUCAAUUGGAAGAUACACCGGUAAGUACAGCAACGGUUUCUGAGUUAGAGAAUCGGAAUAGUGAGUCUAAUUUUGAGCUCGAGUCUGUUUCCGUGUUGGAUGAGGCGGGAGUAUCGACAGAGGUUUCUGCUGAAAAGGAGGAAAGUGAGGGAAAGGGAGUUGUUGGUGAGGCUGCGGCUGGUGAAAAGGGCGGCGAGGAUUUGAUCGGUGGAGAGGAGAAGUGCGAGAUGUUGGGUGGUGGUGUUGAGGUAAAUGCUUCGUCUUCGGGUGUUGGUAAUAAGGAAGGUGAUGGCGGGGAGGAUGGAUACAUGGCGGGGGGGAAAGCUGACGUGGUGGAGGAUGCGGCGGGGGUUGUUGUGAUGUGCAAAAUGGAGGAUGCGUCUGAGAUGGCGAAUGAAAUACUGUCAGCGGGAGGGAUAGAGGUGUCUGUGGCGGAACACAGAGCUGUUGAGUUGGCUGAUGAAGCGGGAAAUUUGGUGGAGCAAAAGGUGGCUGAUGAUGUGCUUGAACGAGUAGAUGUUCCUGAGGAGAAACAGGUGGCUGACGUGGCGGAGGAAAGAGGGAUUGCUGAUGCGGCGGAGGUGGAUGGCGCCACAGAGAGUGUUUUGGCUAAGGAAGAAGAAACAAUCGUGGCAGUAGAAGUGGGUGAUUCAACAGAGCAAACUGUGGUUAUGGAGGAAACUGGAAUUAUGAAUAAAAGAGAGGGGGCUGACGUGUCCGUGAAAAGUGAAAUGAUGGUGGAGAAAGAGGGGGAGCAAAGUGGGGUUAUGGAAGAAACAGGGGUGGAUGACAUGACUGAGAAAACUGAAUUUGUGGAGGAACCGGUGGUUGAGGGAGAAAUGGGAACUGACAUGGUUGAGGAAAGCGGAGUUUUGGAAGAAAAAUCAGUGCUUAAUGUGACUGAGCAAACUGAAGAUUUGGAGUAUGUUCAUGCAGCCAGGGAAAUAGGUAACGAAAUGGCUGAGCCAGCGGAGGACUCUGUGAUGGAGGAGGAAUCGGAGAAAGAAGAAGAUACAGAGUUUGGAAAUGAUGUAGAGGGUGUCGAACAAGAAGAGGAGAGAGCAGCUGAAAUGGGAGAUACUGUAGAGGCAAUGGAAGCAGCAGAUGACACUGAGAUGCCCGAUACGACAGAAGAGUUGGAAUUGGAGGCUGCAGAGGAGACAGAGGAGGCCGCAGAGGAGACGGAGGAUACAGAGGAGAUAGAGGAGGAUAGUAAAGCCAGUGGUGGCAAGAGGAAGCGGGGAAAGAAGUUGAGUUCUAAGGUUCCGGCAAGAGCUCCACCUAGGAAGAAGGUGGAAGAGGAUGUCUGUUUCAUUUGCUUUGAUGGCGGUAACCUUGUGCUUUGCGAUCGCAGGGGUUGCCCAAAGGCUUACCACUCUGCUUGCGUUGGUCGAGACGAGGCUUUCUUUCAAUCAAAGGGUAAAUGGAAUUGUGGUUGGCAUCUGUGUAGCAACUGCAAGAAGAACGCCCAUUAUAUGUGUUUCACGUGUACCUUUUCCUUAUGCAAGGGAUGCAUCAAAGAGGCUGUAAUCCUGUGUAUUAGGGGUAACAAAGGCUUCUGUGAGUCAUGUAUGAAUCUUGUCAUGUUGAUUGAAAAGGAUCAGCAGGCACAAAUUGAUUUUGAUGACCGAGGUAGCUGGGAAUAUCUAUUCAAGGAUUAUUGGAUUGAUUUAAAGAGCAGACUAUCAAUAACUUCAGAUGAACUUGCUCAGGCUAAAAAUCCCUGGAAAGGUGCUGCCAAACAGGAAUCACCUAUUGAACUGCAUGGUUUUAAUGAUGCUGGAGGGUCUGACUCAGAUAGUUCUUCUGGGAAUGUUGAAGUAACCGUUUCUAAACGAAGAAAGACUAGGAGCCAAUCAAAGGCACGUGCAAGGGAGGGUGAUUCUCCUAGCACUAUGGCAACUAGUGCUGAAGGUGCAUCUGCAGAUGAAAGUGCUGAGUGGGCAUCGAAAGAGCUCUUAGAAGUUGUUAUGAACAUGAGAAAUGGUGACAAAUCUGUUUUAUCUCGAAUGGAGCUAAGUCAACUUAUAUUGGAUUACAUUCAAAAGUACAAGCUUCGAGAUCGUCGCAAUAAGUCUUAUGUCAUUUGUGACAUGAGGCUUAAGAAUCUGUUUGGAAAACCAAGAGUGGGUCAUAUUGAAAUGUUAAAUCUUCUAGACCCUCACAUUUUUUUCACAAAAGAGGACUCUCAGACAGAUGACCUCCAAGGGAGUGUAGUUGAUGCAGAAGCUAAUCAGCUAGAGGCUGAUUGGAACUCUGAUGCUUUGACAAAGACCGGAAAAGAUAAGAAACGUAAAACACGAAAGAAGGGUGAUGCAAGGGGACUUCAAUCAAAUGUAGAUGAUUAUGCUGCCAUUGACAUGCAUAAUAUCAGUCUAAUUUAUUUGCGGCGAAAUUUGGUGGAGGAAUUGCUUGAAGAUGCUGAAACAUUCCAUGACAAGGUUGUCGAUUCUUUUGUGAGAAUAAGAAUAUCUGGUGCUGGUCAAAAGCAAGAUUUGUAUAGGCUAGUGCAAGUUGUUGGUACAAGCAAAGUUGCUGAACCAUAUAGAGUUGGGAAAAGAACUACUGAUUUUCUACUAGAUAUUUUAAAUUUAAACAAGACGGAGGCCAUAUCGAUUGAUAUUAUAUCAAAUCAAGAGUUCACUGAGGAUGAAUGCAAGCGGCUACGCCAGAGCAUUAAGUGUGGACUUAUCAACCGGCUGACUGUGGGAGAUAUACAGGAAAAGGCCAUGACAAUCCAGGCAGUCAGAGUCAAAGAUUGGGUGGAAUCGGAGAUAACACGUCUCAGUCAUCUUCGUGAUCGAGCCAGUGAUUUAGGACGAAGAAAAGAGCUUAGAGAAUGUGUAGAGAAAUUGCAAAUUUUAAAGACACCUGAGGAGCUACAGCGUAGAUUAGAGGAGAUACCUGAGAUACAUGUAGACCCCAACAUGGAUCCUAGUUAUGAAUCGGAAGAAGAAGAUGAAGAUGAUAAGAAACAAGAUAAUUAUAUGAGGCCUAGAGGCAGUAGUUUUAACAGGCGAGGGAGAGAGCCAAUUUCUCCAAGGAAGGGAGGUUACAGUUCAACUGAUUCUUGGAGUGGGGGUAGAAAUUAUUCUAGCAUGAAUCGGGAAUUAAGCAGGAACCUGUCUGGUAAAGGAUUUACGAGCAAAGGGGACGAUUCUAUUGGAGCUAGUGAGACGGGGAAUGAAAAUUUAUGGAAUCUAGGACGGGAGAGAGAAGCACAACAACCAAACAGUUGGAGCAAGCCAAAAACGGCUCUAAGUUCGGAAAUUGGGACAAGGAAUACCCAGUCUGUUGUAAUCCAGGAACCAUCUUUGAAGGUUGCAUCGGAAAUUUCACCUGCACCUCCGUCCACAGGAGUAACUACCAGUGUCCAGGUUAAUGAAACUGAGAAAAUGUGGCAUUACCAGGAUCCAUCUGGUAAGGUUCAAGGACCAUUUUCGAUAGUGCAGCUACGGAAAUGGAGUAAUACUGGAUAUUUCCCUGCUGAUUUAAAAAUAUGGAAAACUAAUGAGACUCAAGAUGAUUCUAUACUUUUGACUAAUGCCUUGGCUGGAAAGUUUCAGAAAGACCCUCCUGUAGUCGAUAAUAGCCUUCCAAAGGCUCAAAUGGCCUUGUAUGGGAAUUCUCUUGGAGCAUCCUUGAAACAAGGAAUUGAAAGCCAAGUUGGAGAAAGAUCAAGGCUCGAUCAACAUCGUGUAGCUUGGAGUCCUCAGCGUGUUCUGGCUUCACCAGGUCAAACAGAUAUCAGUUCUUCCACAGUCAGACCUGCUCCAUCUUCACUUGAAAUCCCAAAGCAUUCUCGAGAUACAUGGGUCUCUAACACAAACCUACCUUCUCCUACUCCAAACCAAAAUCCCAUUGGUGGGAAUAAGGGACAAGCAUUUGAAAGCAAAUGGUCACCUACCCCUGGCCAGUCAUCAGGUUCUCUUCCGGUAGCUAAUCCAUUCCGAGGAGGUGCCGUAGGGCUGCAACCCCCUACUGUUGUUUCAGAGAGUGGGAGCCCAGCUGCUCCCGUAGUGCAUUCACAUACGAUGGUGUCAAGUGAAUCACACAGGAGACAGGUCAAUGUUCAGGCCUCAGUUAAUUUAGGUGCUGAUUUGAAAAAUGCAGGUGUAUCUAUCCAGAAUUUGGUUCAAUCUUUGAGUUCUAAUAAUCCUCCUGCUGAAACUCAUGGACCGGGUUCUGUCUCAGUUUCAAGGCAAGAAGCAGUUGCUGUACCCUCUAUGCCUGCCACUGGAACUCAAAGGUGGACAAACGCUUCGACUCAGAAGCUUGAGCCAAAUCCCUCGCUUGCCAUGCCUGCUCAACCUGCUGCUUAUAGUCACUGGAAUGACGCAUCACAGGCCGGUCAAUUCCCUGGGGUUUUCCAAACUCCUGGUCAACCAAAUAUGGUGCCAUCAGAAUCCUGGAGACCUGCUGUUCCAGUUCAGUCAAACGUUCAACUUCCUGCUCCACCAAAUUUACCUUGGGGUAUGACUGUCCCCGAUAACCAAGGUGCCACCACCCUGAGACAGGCACCAGGGAAUCAAAACCCUGGUUGGGGACCAAUACCAGGGAAUCAAAACAUGGGAUGGGGUGCACUGGUCCCUGCAAAUACAAACAUGAACUGGGGACCAUCUAGUCAGGGAUCAGCAUCUGUUAAUCCGAAUCAAAAUUGGGCUCCACCCGGCCAAAGACAAGUACCCGGGAAUGUAAAUCCAGGUUGGUCUGCUCCUGGGAAUACAAUCCAAGGAUGGACACCACCUGGCCAAGGACCUACUGGAUGGGUUGCACCAGGACAAGGUGCAGCACCAGGAAAUGCAAACCCUGGUUAUCCAACACCGUCUAGAAACUCAAGCAUGUGGGGAGGAGCCGGAGCCGAGCCAAAUCACAACGGAGACAAGUUUUCAGAUCAAAGAGAUAGGAGCUCCCAGGGUAACGAAUCGGGUUUUGGUGGCGCCAAACCUUGGAACAGGCAAUCAUCAUUUGGCAGUGGAGGUGGUGGUUCUUCUAGACCACCAUUUAAAGGUCAAAGAGUAUGCAAAUUCCAUGAAAAUGGACACUGCAAGAAAGGGGCAUCGUGUGAUUAUAUGCACACUUAAAAUUUUUGGUACAUGUAGAGCAGCUUAGGGUAGGUAUGUCUGUACGUUAAGAAGGAAAUCCAUUUGAAAUGUGCUGCCAUUAUAUUUUCUUUUGAAUGAUUUUAUGCAUUGUAAAACCUUGUUUCUUUUGUAGUUUUUCUUCUUUAACUCUUUUUUUCCUUCUUCACAUGGCAUGCUGUCUAACAGUGAAUACUUUAUAAUAAGUUAAUGUGAACUAGUGAUGUGAUUAUAUUAGAGUUCUACCCAAAAA
Gossypium raimondii (Peruvian cotton) is the source of this 5616-nucleotide messenger RNA. RefSeq names its product zinc finger CCCH domain-containing protein 19. Lineage: Eukaryota; Viridiplantae; Streptophyta; Magnoliopsida; Malvales; Malvaceae. The record is from RefSeq and is a predicted model, not a curated record. Gene Ontology annotation, molecular function: protein binding; metal ion binding; DNA binding. The transcript is spliced from 10 exons. Bases 231 to 5366 code for a protein of 1711 amino acids.